AUGGGCCACUCGUCCAAAUUUCCCUUCUCGCUCCCGGGCCGAAAACACAAACAAUCGCAACCCGCCGCCUCUGCCGCGCCGCUGUCCAUCUCAGAGCCACUCACAAAAGCCCAGAGGAUCCUCGGCACCACCGCCAUCAGCCUCGAUCUCGCAGGCGCAACAUCAGACACCACAAAAUGGGGCCCGUGGGACGGCCAAUCGAAUGCGGGGAUCAGCAUCAAUGUCACGGAAACACCGGCCGGGCGGGACAAUGCGGGCUCUCGAUUGGGAUCUGCGCGUCGUGAUGAUGCACACCAUGGAUCUUCGGGGAACCGAGACAGGCGCUGGGAGGAAGAGUCGGCUGUGUUGCCCAAGGAUAAUAUGGCGCCAUCAGGACGCCACGACGACACCACUGAUGCCUCCAGCCUGCGUCGCCAGCAGUCCAGCUCCACCAUCCGAUCCUACUACGACAAGGCGAAAGUGCCAUUGGCCAUCUCCCAGCAGACCGCAAACUCGGCCAUGGCCAAGGGACUGCCAUCCAAGGCGCAUGCCAUUCUCGACUUUGACGGCAACUUCAACACCGAGCCGAAAGGGCUGAAGAAGAAGAAGCCCUCCAGGCUCGAUCUCUCCUCGCUCCUGUCCAAGAGGAGUCACAAACAUCUCAGACCGGAACCCACCAGCGGCCACGUCCUGGGCUCUGAUAUGCUCACCACAUCACCGUCCGUCAUGUCCAGCUCCUCUGCAUCAACGCCCCCGCCGAUUUCACAGCGAAUCGACCGGAGACUUCGGAACAAGAUGACCAAGGAGUCAUUACGAGAACAAACAGCCACUCCCGAUCCACGGCCGUCACCCAUCAGCUCGGCCGGGCGCUCGGAUAGCCCAAAACAAAUUCCCAUCAAGCCCAACGCCGAACUGCACAACCUUUAUGACCAUUAUGAGCAAAAAACGUUUGACGAGGCGCUGGAGAAUAACUACCAGCAAGUUCCAGAGCGUCGGGGGCCACCGCCAGACCGCGCGCUCCCAGCAUAUCCAACACCACCCACCAGCAACACGGGCAAACCCUCCCUCUCACCUUUUCCGCGCAGCGCAUCGCGGACAGGCCAGAGGCAAGAUCCGCCACCUCUGACUGUCAAGGUUCCAGAUGUCCAUCUGGUCAGGCCCCCAAGCGCGCCCAGUCUUGUAUCGCCCAUGGCCGACUGUGCCAGCAUUUCCAGUCGGCACACGCGAACGUCCAAAGCGUCAAAACGCACAGACCGCAGCCUAACGGAGAUUGACCUGCUUCAGAACAGCGUCUUGGCCCUCUCGUCCGAUUCAGAAGACGACUACGAUGCCUGUAGCGACCAGCUUGCCGUUCCCCCGCCCCCCAGUGAUGGCCCCGCCAGUCCCGUCAGCCCACGAUCGGCCAUGUCUCAACCAUCUUUCACCAGAUCCGAAGACUCGAGCCGAAGCAAGGCACCCAAGCAAACCACCUUUGCCGAAAGUCCGCAGUAUUUCCCGACCCGGGAGCAACAGGCUGCGGCUUCCAAAGCGCCAAAAUCUAACCCACGGUCCAGCUCAUUGGCCCCCAGCUCCAGCAUGAACAACUCACUGCAGAUCUACCCCCCACAAAACCGUUCCUCCAGCAGCACGACGGGUACGGCCCGAACGCAUGGGUAUUCGGCGCUUCAAACCCCAACGACGUACGAAGCCAAGGUGAUCAGCAUGGUGCCCAAGAGCAAGUCCCAGGACCAGCCAGUGUGGACUGUGCCCGAGGAGACCCAGUUUGAGGACUUUCCAGCGCCCCCCAUCCAUCCCACUCAGCGACCACCGCAGGCUUCACGCCCCGAGCAGACACCGCCACUGUCGCCCACUAGCGUGGACUUUUAUCUGCAGAGUCAACGGUCGUCUUCCACGCAGGACGAUGGUUCCAUAGCUAGCAGAGGCAGCCAGGGCAGUGGCAACCGCAGCGGACGCCGUGGCAGUGCCGCCAGCAGCAUUCAGGACAACCAGAGCGGGCGCUUCAUGGCAGUGACGCGGCAGGAAGAGAUGCUGCUGGCUGCCUUGCGUCAGAAGCGCGCCCGGAUGCGUGAGGAUAUUCUUGCCGAAUAUGAGGAUAACACGGACCAGGAGGAACACCCGGGCCUGAAGCGGGAGGUGACCAACGACAGCAGCGGCAUGAGCAUGAUGUCAAGGCAGUCGUCUUUCAGCAUGAGCACCGUCCGCGCCGAGGCAAACCCGCUGUCGGCACGACCCCGUCACCAGGACUCUGUUCGGUCACGGGCGAGCAGCUCAGCGGUUGAGCAAAGCGGAAAGCACGGUCACAUCCUCGUCAUGAUGGACGAGUCCAGCUCAGAUGUUGGCCCAAUGGUGCAGCUGGACGACUUUCCCGCGCCGGCCGAGUCUGACCGUCGGGGCAGCAGGUCCAGCUCCAGAUCGGGACAACCUCACAAGCAGCGUGCAUCCUUGUCGGCAAUGUCCAUGCCCACUACCGGCGCGCGGAGGCCACCUCGGAGCGGCAGUCUUCCCCGCAAAGGAUCAUCCGAUCAAACCAGCGUUCAACCCACCCACCCGGCCAACAACUCGAUCCCGAAUCAGAUCCUGGAGGAUCCGGCUGAAGACGAAGAAGACGAAGGCAUUCCGCGCCCAGACUCGCCCAUCUCGCCCUCGGAUUUCCCCGUUCCCCUGUCGGCCACAAAUCCGUCGACCAAGAUUGCCAACAAGAAGCACCUGAGGCUCAGUGCGUUUGGCACCUACAAGCCGAAUGUAGAGGCCGGCUGGUGGGACGAUUCUGGCUGA
Molecule: messenger RNA, 2754 nt
Organism: Podospora anserina S mat+
Lineage: Eukaryota; Fungi; Ascomycota; Sordariomycetes; Sordariales; Podosporaceae
Exons: 1
Coding region: 1-2754 (917 amino acids)
Source: RefSeq, a predicted model, not a curated record